CUAACUUACCACUCACUGUCUAUGAUUUCCAUUGCAGAUUCAUAUAAGGCCCAGUUAAAAAUAACUCACACCAGGCUCAUGGCUCAUGCGCUCAGAACUCAUUCAGCGGAUGUGAGCAAAAAUGCUCAUCCAGCGACCCGCCGCCUUGGAUCCCAACCACUGGUUCAUUUGGGCACGUCUUCAGGAUCUGAACGCUUUCAGUUUGAUGACAGAGGGAUGCUUCUUCCUCACAGCAUCCUGGGAAGCUUGGAUGGCUUUAGAAAGUACCUGGAGAUGAGAGGAGAGACAGAGUUAGUCGGACAAAUACCUAAUUCCAGAAGAGAACCUCCAUCCCAUGUCCGAGGGACGCAUCCUCAUGACCAGCGAGAUGUUCCUUUCGGCCAAAGAAACUUGCAAGCAAAUGCCCUGCAGAAUUGGGAUGAAUACAUCAAGCAGCGCAAACGACAGCAGAACAACUUAUCUGGACGCCUCAAAAGGCCAGUGGAAAAUUUACUGAUGAACCGAGAUUACCCUUUCAAAGAGCUACAGGAGCAGCGAGAACUUCUACGUCAAGUCUUGCCGCUCAUCCAGUCAGGAUAUGGGCACCGUGUAGGAAGUGAAUUUUGGAGUUUCCCCCAACGGUAUGGAAAUGAAUUCAGCGGUAUCAGAGCCACUCUGACACAGACAGAGCAAGGCAAACGGAAACCUGUCACAAUUAUUGGACAACCACAUAGCAUACUCCAGGAAUCUGGAAUCACUUGUGCUGAGAUGCUGUGUCCAGCUUCUCAGAUUUUGGACCCAAAUAAGGACAUGCAGCAACGUGCACUUCAAGAAGUCCUGCAGGGCUUGGAAAUCAACAAGCAGGAUCUCGGCAAACUAGAGGUGAUUGGCUCGAGCAAACCUGUUGUGAAAGAGUGCCGCAGUCUUUUUUUGGAAGAGGACGAGAGUAUGAACAUGCAAUGUUCGGAGAUGGAAGAUGAGAAUGUUGACCCACUGGCACAUAACGACAGUCAGUCAAAUACUCUCCUCAUUCCCGCCAUGAGGUUCGCCGGUCAACUUGCUAGCUGGACUGGGAACUCUUCUAGUCAGCAGGGAAAGGUAGGAAUCAGCACGACAAUAAUUUUUGAGGCUCAUGUUGGAGAACGAGUCUCGUCUCAACUGGAGAUAUCAAAUGAGGGCAGCACAGCCCUCCUAUUCAGCUGGCAGCAGCUUCCCCUGCCGCAGAAAUUCGCAAACCUUCAGUCGCGAUCCAGCUGCCCACACUUCUACUUCAACAGCUCCUCAGGGGUCAUCCAUCCAGGAGAGACCCAGCAAGUGGAGUUUAUAUUUAAGUCGGCAAGGCCAGGCAUUAUAACUGAGCAAUGGCAGUUCAACACCCACCCUUUGUUGCUCCAAGGAGCCUCGGUUCAGGUCACGUUGAAGGGGGUUUCACAGUUACUGGACAGGACAGCAAGACAGAGGCAAUUCAUAGAGACAAAGCUGGAAGAGAGAGCCAGACUGGAAGUCUGCCGGAUGAUUGUCUACGAGGUCAUGCGAGGAAUUCAGACUCCAGAAAGAUCCAACUCUCCUGCAGAGCCAUACAUGUUGCAAUAUCUUGAUCAGUCAGAGGAGGACCUAAAUAAGCUUUUGCAAGAAAUGAAUCCAGAACACAUCUGGGACCUCUCAGACACAUCCAAACAGGAUAUUGCUCCGGAUGAUGAAAUGGAUAGUCACCGUGCUUCAGUGGAUAAGUUAAAUGAUGAUGAGCAAGAUCCAAACAAACAAGAUUCAACCCUCACCCUAAACGACACGCAAGACAAUACAGUCGAAUGACUGAAUGUGCGUAGGUAGGAGCACGAAAGGGGAAUGUAAUGAGAGACUGUAACAGAAGUGUAUUAAUAAAACUUUGCCAUCCUGG
Messenger RNA from Hippocampus comes (tiger tail seahorse), 1876 nucleotides. RefSeq names its product mycbp associated protein (gene mycbpap). NCBI's taxonomy places the organism in Eukaryota, Metazoa, Chordata, Actinopteri, Syngnathiformes, Syngnathidae. The coding region runs from base 22 to 1791 and encodes 589 amino acids. The record is from RefSeq and is a predicted model, not a curated record. The transcript has 13 exons.